AUGUCGUACGGGGAUUUACUCGCACCGCCGCCGUCGUACGCGGACAGCGUGAUGUACGCGCAGCCUGAGAUUCAACCAGCGCGCGAUGUCGGGGCGAACGCGGUGGGAGGGACGACGACGGUUUACCUCGACGGCGACGACGGAGCGGGAGACGAGGAGACGCUUCAGAUUUGGGUGAGCGAUCCCAAGAUUGAGGCCGAUACGAGCGCGGCGCUCGUCGGUAAGCGCGUGACGCACUACAAGAUUACCACGCGCACCACGAUUCCGUCGUACAUUCACAAAGAGGUUGUGGUUUGGAGACGAUUUCGCGACUUUGUCGCCCUCGACGCCAGACUCUCGGCGCUUCACCGAGGCUAUUUCAUCCCGCCUCGACCGGAGAAGACGGUUGUGAGCUCGACGGGAGACAACUUCAUCGCAGAACGCGCGAUACAGCUGCAGCACUACCUCAAUCGCAUCGCAUCGCACUCCAAGCUUCGUCUCGGGGAUCCGCUUCGAAUCUUCCUCACUCACCAAGAUUUGGCGUCGAGUCUCGAUUGGUUCAACAUGACCGCGGGAAGGGUCAUCACGACGAUCCCGAGCGAUCUACCGAGUAGUCCGGAAACGCCACAACGCCCUCCGAUCGCGGUGGCGUCUCCUGGGCAGCCUCGUGACUUCGGUAGAUUUUUCAAAGAACUGAGACAGACUGUGGUGCAGUCGACGGCGGUGAGCGCCGUCGGCGGCGUGUUGGGGCUGGACACUCCCAAACCGAAAGUGAUGGAAGAGGACGCCGCGUUCUUGGUUGAAAAGGAUAGAGUCGUUCGCAUGGAAAAUGAGUUAUCCGGGAUGUCAUCCAAGGCGACGAAGUUGCUGACGUUGCAGCAAAAGUUUGGCGAAGCCGUGGGAGAGUUUGGUUUGGAGUGCUUGAAAUUUGCAAAGAUUCAAGAAGAGGAGGGUACGCGGUUAGGCAAAUACAGCGAGAAUGGUCUCGAGUGCAUGACUGCCGCGAAUGAAAUGAGAAAAGCUGGGAACACGUCAAUCAAGGUGAGCCGCGUCUCUCGCGCGGCGACGGCGCAGACGGCGCAAUCGCUCGAGCCGCUUCACGACUACUUGAAAAUCAUGCCCUCCGUUCGUAGGUCCAUCAGCGACCGCAAUGAAUCUCUCUUGACGCUUCAAACCAUGCUCGCUGAGGCGGAUAGAUUGGAAGCCAGAAUCGCCAAGCUCACGCCAGACUUCACCAAGAUGAAAAAGGUUGAAGAUUUGAAGCUCGAACUCGACGCCACGCGCGCGACUGGAGAGCAGGCAAAAGUCGAUUACAAAAUCAUCCAAGAUCGUCAUCGCGAGGAAUUCGCUCGUUUAGAAAAAGAGCGCGUCGCACAAUUUCACGCCAUGCUGCUCAACUACUCCCGUGUGCAAGUCGCCAACGCCGAACGUUCACUCUCUCUUUGGCGCGGCUUAGCGGAGGAAUUCGGCGCGUCCGCCGACGAGUGGCGCACACCAGAGCCAGAAAAAUCUGGCGAAGCCGACGAAACGACGCUCUAA
This is a messenger RNA of Ostreococcus lucimarinus CCE9901, 1518 nucleotides long. RefSeq lists its product with no specific name. Gene Ontology annotation, molecular function: phosphatidylinositol binding. The transcript has a single exon. The record is from RefSeq and is a predicted model, not a curated record. Bases 1 to 1518 code for a protein of 505 amino acids. Lineage: Eukaryota; Viridiplantae; Chlorophyta; Mamiellophyceae; Mamiellales; Bathycoccaceae.